This is a messenger RNA of Rhodamnia argentea, 1682 nucleotides long. RefSeq lists its product as uncharacterized. Lineage: Eukaryota; Viridiplantae; Streptophyta; Magnoliopsida; Myrtales; Myrtaceae. The transcript has 14 exons. The coding region runs from base 312 to 1382 and encodes 356 amino acids. The record is from RefSeq and is a predicted model, not a curated record.
CGAUGGCAGGGUCCGUAAAUCAAGCGGAAUCGAGGGUCAUUCAUCUGGGAAAUCGUGCAUAGGGCCGUCUCUUUCUCCAAGCAAGAAGCUGAACGCAAGCUCGGAGUUAGUUCCCAGUCUCUCACUUAAGCGAGCCGCGAGGGCGACGAGAACGAACGAAGAACCUAUAAACCCUCUCCCUCCCUCCUCCGCCGCGAUUGUCGACACCGACCCGUGCUCUCUGCUUCUCCGAAGAUGGUCUUGGUGCUCUGAUAGUGCACUCGCCUUCACCAACCGACUCGACUGCGAUUCUGUCUAUUUGACCGCUGGCGAUGGCCCUCCCUCUCGGGAAGCUCGCUAUUCUCGUCGGGGCAGGCGUUGUUGGGUCUGUUCUUGCAAAAGAAGGUCACCUUCCAAAUGUUUCAGACGUUUUCUCUGGUGCUUUUAAGGUGCUGAAGGGAAUCAGGAAAGAUGAGUCCACAUCAUCUGUGAAAAAGCCACGAAAUGACACCUUGAUGGCUCAGGUUAACAGCCUCAGGCAGGAACUUCAGAUAUUGGCAUCAAGUAGGCCAGUUACAAUUGUAACUGCUUCUGGAACAGGCGCCAGCAGAUACGGUAUUGUAAUAGUUGUUGUUGUGGUGGGAUAUGGAUAUGUUUGGUGGAAGGGGUGGAAACUUCCUGAUCUGAUGUUUGCUACAAGGCGAAGUUUAUCAGAUGCCUGCACAUCUAUUGCUAAACAGCUUGAGAAUGUUUAUUCAUCAAUCUCGGCCACCAAGCGCCAUUUAUCUUCAAGAAUUGAUAGCUUGGAUUGCAAUUUGGAUGAGUUUGCCCAGCUUACUGCUGCUACAAAGGAUACGGUAUCCGAUAUAAGUGCUGAAAUGGAGGCAAUUAAUGCGAAUGUUACAAGUGUUCGUAGUGCAGUAGAGAAUCUGGAAUCAAAGAUUGGUAGAAUUGAAGGCAAACAGGACUCUACGAACGUUGGGGUACUGGAGUUGUGUGCCUUUGCUUCGAGUUUGAGUAAUGGAAGAAGUUCAGAGCGUGGUCAGGCUUCACUGACCACUUCAACUAGAGCUGCUCUUGAGCCAGCCCCUGCUUCACCUGCUUCCACUAUCAAUUCAUUGCCUCCAUCACCAUCUAAUUCCAAUGGAUCUCGCCCGGUUUUCCGGCCCCUUGUCUCUGCCUCUGGCAUCAUGGAGAGUCUAGGAGAUUCAGAAGUUGCCUCGAGAACCCCUGAGGUUUCAAAUGGAAACCAAGUUCCUGAAGACGGGAGCGCCAACAAGACUUCAAGUUAUGGUAUAUUUGGAAGGAGGAUGCCAGGAAUAAAUGCUUCGUUUCUCACAAGAACGCACAGCCUAACAAAUUCGGUUCUUCGGCAAGUGCGGUCAAGUGCCCAGCAAUCAUAACAUUUCUCGGGAUCGAAAAUGAAGAAUUCCUCGUGCGGUCACACACUUGCCUCGUUGAGUGGCCAUCUAAGUCGCAUGAGCGGCCAGAAGCUGCACGACUAAAUAGGUCAUCCCCACACUAAAUUAAUUGAAAGAUGGACUGGGCACCGAAUUUUUGUAGAGAUCUAUGGUUGCUAAAAUGGUUACUUAGGUCAUUUUUGGCGUGUAUAUUGCUGGUUAUAGGCCUCUCUGUCCAGUUGGAAGUUGGGACGAAAAAGAUGAAAGUAAAAAAUAAAACUGUCCUAGUCUUUGGAUUAUCUA